AUGGAGGAAAAACUGGUUAUUGAAGGAUCAGAAGUAAAAUCAUUGUUAUUUAAAAAUGAUACACCAAGUGAUUUAAAACCAAUAGUAAAAAAUGAUAUUGAUAUAUUAAAACCAAAGACUGCUUUUAUAUUGAAAAUGUAUUAUCACCAACAGAAUGCCAGUAAAUAUAUUAUAGACAAAGGAGAAGAGUUGGGUUUUGAUGAACUUAAACAUUAUAAAUCAAAAGAUAGAGGUAAUGUUAGAACUUUAGUAAAGACUCCGUCGCUGAGUGAAGUAGUUUUAGAUCGUAUUAGACCAUACUUUGAAGAGAUAAUAGAUAUUAAAAUGGGUUCUCAGUUGGCUGGGCCUGCAAUGAGAGCUCUGAAAAUAGUUGGUAAAUGGCAAUUGGAUUCAAUCAAUGAUCUCUGGAGAUUAUGUUCAGUAUUAGUGUUCCAACAUGACAUGUGGCAUGAUGGUGAUACAGUUAAAGAUGGAUUGAAAUAUAUCAUAAGAAGUGAUGUUAUGUAUAAAAGAUUAGUUAAUUAA
Messenger RNA from Heterostelium album PN500, 525 nucleotides. RefSeq lists its product as uncharacterized. Bases 1 to 525 code for a protein of 174 amino acids. Lineage: Eukaryota; Evosea; Eumycetozoa; Acytosteliales; Acytosteliaceae. The record is from RefSeq and is a predicted model, not a curated record. The transcript has 3 exons.